UUGACGCCCAUUCAUCUGCACAAUUCCUCUUUUUCCUCCCCAGAAAUGGUCCAGAAUUUGAAGCUCGUAUUCGUCAGAAUGAAAUAAACAACCCGAAGUUCAAUUUCUUGAACCCCAACGAUCCUUACCAUGCAUACUACCGGCACAAAGUCAGCGAGUUCAAAGAGGGAAAAGCCCAGGAGCCCUUGGCUGCUAUUCCCAAGGUCAUGCAACAGCAGCAAAGUGCUCCGCAGCAGCUUUCACAGAAGGGCAGUGUGCGGGCCCAGGUGAUCCAGGAGACAGUUGUUCUGAAAGAGCCGCCUCCGGAGUUUGAAUUCAUUGCCAAUCCUCCCUCCAUCUCGGCCUUCGACUUGGAUGUGGUGAAGCUCACGGUGCAGUUUGUGGCUUGCAACGGGCGGCAGUUCCUGACGCAGCUGAUGCAGAAGGAGCAGAGGAACUAUCAGUUUGACUUCCUCCGCCCCCAGCACAGUCUCUUCAACUACUUCACGAAGCUGGUUGAACAGUACACAAAGAUCUUGAUCCCACCGAAAGGCUUACUCCUCAAACUCAAGAAAGAGGCUGAAAAUCCCAAGGAAGUCCUAGAUCAGGUGUAUUACAGGGUGGAGUGGGCAAAGUUCCAGGAGUGAGAGAGAAAGAAGGAAGAGGAGGAGAAGGAAAAGGAGCGUGUUGCUUACGCCCAGAUUGACUGGCAUGACUUUGUGGUCGUGGAAGCAGUUGACUUCCAGCCCAACGAGCAAGGGAAUUUCCCUCCUCCCACCAGUCCCGAAGAGCUGGGAGCUUGAAUCCUGAUCCAGGAGCGUUACGAGAAGUUUGGGGAAAGUGAGGAGGUAGAGAUGGAGGUGGAGUCAGAGGAGGAGGAUGAAAAGCAAGAGAAAACAGACGAGCCCCCACCCCAGCCGGAUCAAGACACACAAGUGCAGGAUAUGGAUGAGGGCUCAGAUGAUGAAGAUGAAAGUCAGAAGGUUCCUCUUCCUCCAGAAACCCCGAUGCCACCAACUCUUCCUCCCACGCCAGAUCAGGUCAUUGUGCGGAAAGAUUACGAUCCCAAAG
Messenger RNA from Pterocles gutturalis (yellow-throated sandgrouse), 1050 nucleotides. Its product is annotated as splicing factor 3A subunit 1-like. Gene Ontology annotation, cellular component: U2-type prespliceosome; catalytic step 2 spliceosome; U2 snRNP. The annotation marks the transcript as partial. The transcript is spliced from 6 exons. Gene Ontology annotation, molecular function: RNA binding. NCBI's taxonomy places the organism in Eukaryota, Metazoa, Chordata, Aves, Pterocliformes, Pteroclidae. Gene Ontology annotation, biological process: mRNA cis splicing, via spliceosome; regulation of alternative mRNA splicing, via spliceosome. The record is from RefSeq and is a predicted model, not a curated record.